GUCCGGUCCAUCAGUCAGUCAGUUUGCAACUCCGAAGACUGUUUAUUUAUUUGAGAAAUUAAAUCGAGCGUACAUUCGUUUUGUUCUAUUUAUAAACAGAAACAACUCACACGAGAACUAAAUAUAACUUUACCAACCCUCCGUGCUGUAACAAACGGAGUGUUGAAGAGUAAAUACGUUGUUUUUCGUCAAAAUGCGUUACAUAUUUCUUACAGUUAUAUUCAGUGUUGUAUUUGCUUACGAGAAAGAUAUGACUAUAAUUGUACAGCCUGGGAAAAUUGAUUGUUUCUUUCAUAAAGUUGUGGCGGACGAAAUCAUCGAUAUUGAGUACCAGGUAAUAGACUCAACGCAUGGCGAUUUAGACAUAUCGUUUCAAAUGGCGGACCCGACCGGGCGAAUGAUAGUAGCAGACUUUAAGAAGCCGGAAAACUCCCACAGAAACACAGCUACGAUAGAAGGAGAUUAUAGAUUCUGUUUCGACAACAGUUUUAGUACAUUCAGCAAGAAAACUGUGUUCUUCGACAUGCUCAUUGAGGGGGAGGAGCCCGAAGAUAGAGACUAUGAUGAUGAUAAGGAGAUGGAACUCGGUAAUGCGGCCGAAACUUAUAUGAUGAGGGUCCGAGAUAUUUCCGAAUCGGUGACUCGGGUCAAAGAUAAGGUAUCGACGGCGCGUCGGCUGCAGGAGUUGCACUCGGCGCACGAGGCCAGGGAUCGCAACCUGGCCGAGGAUAUGUGCACGCGAGUCCUAAAAUGGUCGAUAGGCCACGUCGUGCUAAUGCUACUAGUAGGAAUUACACAGGUAAUAUUCGUCAAAAGUCUAUUCGAAGACACGAGAAAUUAUAGAAAACUAGUUCCUGGCUUCUCGUCAUGAUGAUCAAAAUGGUUGUCACGCUAAAAUAGGUAUUAUUAUGUAAGAAUACAUUCUCCAUCUCUGUCGCACGGUAUAAAGAAACUAUAGAGCGCCAUCUGUUGAGUUACAUACGUACUUUCUUAGCGUACAUCACGUAAACAAUGGAGACUUUUACUCGCUAGAUGGCGCUAGUAUAGAUUUUCGUCCAACAGAAAAAUAUAUAUGUAACAUCACACUAUUUUUUUUAUUACGAUUAAUGAUUUUUCAAUGGUAAGAUAAAAGUUA
Molecule: messenger RNA, 1135 nt
Organism: Spodoptera exigua (beet armyworm)
Lineage: Eukaryota; Metazoa; Arthropoda; Insecta; Lepidoptera; Noctuidae
Source: the annotation of a GenBank genome assembly